Messenger RNA from Vanderwaltozyma polyspora DSM 70294, 1350 nucleotides. It is a transcript of the gene HFI1, whose product is annotated as Hfi1p. Gene Ontology annotation, molecular function: transcription coactivator activity. The transcript has a single exon. Gene Ontology annotation, cellular component: SAGA complex. NCBI's taxonomy places the organism in Eukaryota, Fungi, Ascomycota, Saccharomycetes, Saccharomycetales, Saccharomycetaceae. Gene Ontology annotation, biological process: regulation of transcription by RNA polymerase II. The record is from RefSeq and is a predicted model, not a curated record. Bases 1 to 1350 code for a protein of 449 amino acids.
AUGUCAGUAGUUAAAUCUGAACCUGCCAUGUUUGCUAAUGAUUCGUUGAACGGUCAUAAUACCCAAUUGUCUGGGACAACAUCCAAUGAAGUGGUUCAAAAUAAGCUGUCUAGUGUGGUUUCAACUCCUAUACCUACUACUAUUAUGUCACCAGUAGACCAUAAUGUGGCAGGCAGUGCGACGUCUGUGUAUUCAAAUCAAAGAAUCGAUUUAGAACCUAUGAUCGAAGAAUUCAAUACACUUUUAGGUAGAGAAAAUUGGGUCAAAUAUGCACAGGUUAUAAGUUUGUUUAUGUUGGGGAAACUGUCGAGAAAGGAACUCUCUAAUGAAAUGGAUUUGUUGUUUGUUUCGCCUAUUUCUUCAGAUCUGCCGACAUCAUUUAAUAAAACUAUACGUCGAACACUAAUACGACUCCACAAUCAAUUGUUGUUAGGUAUUUUCUCAAAUUCAUUGAGGGAAUCACCGUUAGGUAGAAAUGCAGAUGGUUCGUGGGGAUUCGGCAAUGGGAAUCCAAAUAUUAAUAAACUCAAAAGGGCUAACAAGCAUAAUUCUCAAAUUGAAAUGUAUAAAAAAAUUGUCAUGUCACUUCCAAUGCUGGACAGACAAAGGUUAAAGGCAAUCACAAAAGAAUCAGGGAAAAGAGGUUUUGUAUUAUGUUCUGUCUUACAAGCACGUUUGAAUAUGAUCCCUAAAGUUCCAAUAGUAACAAAUCCUGAUACUUUGAAACAUAUUAAGGAAAAUAAUUUGAAAAGUCCAAUCGAAUGGACCCAAGAUAUUAUGAAUGGAUUCAACGCACCAUUGGCAACAGAUAGUUUUUCUUUACCGGAUACAGACUCUUUAUAUUUGAGAAUGAUUGGUAUCUCCAGAGAGCACGGUCUCGUAGGGGCUGUAGAUACUAAUUCUGUAGAAUUACUUUCACUAGCAUUGGACCAAUUCUUGAAAAAUAUUGUUGAAUCAGCAAUAGAUACUGUCAGAUAUCGUAAAAAAAAGUAUUCGGACUUUUAUGAUUUGGAUGAUAGUUGUAUGUAUAAACCGAUGGAUGGUGGCGCUGAAAAUAAUAAUGAUGCCGAUGGUGAUCCUGCAGAAGGACAAACAAUUUCCUUAACUAAUGAAGACAUAUACGAGACAUUUACCUUAUUCCCAAAUUUAAUACAGUCAGACAAUUCAAAAUUAAAUUUAUCCUCAGUUGGUUUGGUUAAUGAUGAUGAACUGGUUAUAUAUAAUAGUACUAUCGAUGACUUGCCAGAUUUUAUGGGGGAUAAACCUUCAUUCACACCAUCUGAUGAUAGAAAUGUAGGUACUAGGGAAGAAUUAAAUUGGUUAAUUAAGGAUAUGCUUACUGAAAAAUAG